AUGACCGCACCAUUCAUAUGCUUCCGAGUGGUCACACGUGGAGACUAUCGACAAUUGGUUCACAAUAAUGUCAGAAAGCAUUUGAAAGUGUGUUCAGCAUUGGGUCUCCGAAAUUAUAUCAUAGAAGUUGUCACCGAAAAGGGUUUAGGUUUAGAUAACUAUAAUCAUCCAAAAGUCAUUGAAACCAUAAUUCCUAUUGAAUAUGAACCCAAAAAUGGAGCCAUUUUUAAAGCACGGGCUCUUGAGUACUGUCUGGAGGACAGUCACAAUCGAUUGGCGGACAACGACUGGAUCGUCCACUUGGACGAGGAGACAGUGAUGACUGAGGCGUCCGUCUGCGGUAUUGUGAACUUCGUGUGCUUGGGCACCCAUGACUUUGGACAGGGACUCAUCACAUACGCCUAG
This is a messenger RNA of Oppiella nova, 405 nucleotides long. Lineage: Eukaryota; Metazoa; Arthropoda; Arachnida; Sarcoptiformes; Oppiidae. The record is from the annotation of a GenBank genome assembly.